Nerophis ophidion (straightnose pipefish) is the source of this 3349-nucleotide messenger RNA. RefSeq names its product chromatin assembly factor 1 subunit A-like. Lineage: Eukaryota; Metazoa; Chordata; Actinopteri; Syngnathiformes; Syngnathidae. The transcript has 16 exons. Bases 213 to 2882 code for a protein of 889 amino acids. Gene Ontology annotation, cellular component: nucleus; CAF-1 complex. Gene Ontology annotation, biological process: nucleosome assembly. The record is from RefSeq and is a predicted model, not a curated record.
AUCAGACUCUGACCAAUCAGCUGUCCCCGGUGACGCGAGUGACGUACUCCCGCCAAUUCGGACCGAGAAGCGCGAGGCGGGCGGUGGAGAAGACGAAGCGGAGCGCGUUGGAACAAAUGAACGAUUCAUGUCGGCCGUUUAAGAAAGACAAAUAGCUACUGUAAGAUUCUUGUGUGCAAACUUUAUCCCCCCGCAGAGAAGCAGACAGCGUGAUGGCGGCGGAAACGGCAUCUGUGGAAGGACUUGUAGCUGCAUCGACACCCCGGAGACGAGGUAUUGGCCGUAAAACAAGCAGCAAUGCCAACAAGAAGCUAGUCCAAGCUCGCCUGCCUUUCAAGCGUCUGAACCCUGAAGGUCAGGAGAAGGACGUGUCCAAGCGUCCUCGUCCCCACGUGUGUCCUGAAGCACACCAGUCUGACCUGGAGAACGCCAACGAGUCGUCCCCGCUCGCCGCGCUCGUGAAAACCCCUUUGGUGGACGGUCGAGGCCCCCUAGAUUGCUUCCUGAGCCACAGACGCUCCUCCGCUCCAGACCAGGGCUUCAUCGACCUGACUGAAGACACCUUGUCUCCUGUCAAGUCCCUCACGUCAGAGGCGGCUCCUGCCACACCCGUGAAAGACCAAGCAACAACCUGGUCCCCCAGGAAGACCGGCAGUGCGGACCAUCCUGCUGCCAACCAAGACCUAGCCAAGGAGGUGCAGGACCAAGACAAAGAAACAACCUGGUCCCCCAGGAAGACCGGCAGCGCGGACCAUCCGGCUGCCAACCAAGACCUAGCCAAGGAGGUGCAGGACCAAGACUUGGCACAGCUCAAUACCACACGGGAGAGUGAGGGGGAGGAGCUGAAGGUGUCCCACAAUGUCUCCAGUUUGGGGAAUGUGUCCACGCAGUCACCAUCAUCCUGCACUUCCACACCUGAGAGCUCCCCUGAGAGGAACAAGCCUGAUGGAGUCACACCAAGCAGCACACCCUCAGAGCCAGCAAACACUCCCAAAGUCCCCGCAGAUCAGAAAAGGACGAAAAGACGCUCGUUAAAGACUCAACAAGAGCAGGAGGCCAGGCUUCGUGUGCGCCAAGAGCGGGAGCGGCAGAAGGAAGAAGCCAAAGCUGCCAAAGACAAGAAGAGGCAAGAGAGCCGCAGGCUGAAAGAAGAGCGCGAGAAGGAAAAGCGCGAGAAGAAGGAGAAAGAAGAGCAGGAGAGACGGGAGAAGAAGGAGAAGGAGGAGUGGGAAAAGGCAGAGAGGGUCAAAGCCAAGGAGGAGCAACGCAAAUCCAAGAUGGAGGCCAAGCUGGAGGAAAAGCGAAAGAAAGAGGAAGAGAAGCGCAUGAAAGAAGCGAAAGAGCGGAUCAAAGCUGAAAAAGCGGAGAUCACCAGAUUUUUGCAGAAAUCUAAAAUCCAGCAAGCUCCAAAGACUCUGGCCGCUGCCUGUGGGAAAUUUGCUCCCUUCGAGAUCAAAGAAAACAUGUACAUGGCGCCGCUGUGCCGGGUUGAGUGCGAGGAGUCAGCCCUGGAGGAGCUGGACCGCUACUUGUCGCACCCCACUGACAGCCCCCGCUCACUGAGGGACUGGAUCAACCAGAAGCCUCGCCGGUCAGGUCCUACCAGAGCCAGAUUUCCCAACCCUGUUGGGGACUGCAUAGCCGUAGAUGGGCCCAAAGGAGACGACGUGCCUGACCGUCAACAAUAUGGACCCAUGAAGCUGCUGCUGUUUCAUCAGAACCACCGACCAGCUUACUGGGGCACUUGGAGGAAAAAGAGUUGUCACAUCACAGCGCGCUGCCCCUUCAGGCAGGACAAGGACCUGUUGGACUAUGAGGUGGACAGCGAUGAAGAAUGGGAGGAAGAGGAGCCUGGAGAGUCCCUGUCACACAGUGAAGGGGAGGACGAGGAGGAAGGAGGUGAGGAGGAUGAGGACGAGGACGACGGCUUCUUGGUUCCUCACGGCUACCUCUCGGACGGCGAAGGGGCGCUGGAGGAAGAGGAGGGCGGCGACCUGGAAAAGCAGAAACUGCAACAGAAAGUGAAAGCGAGGGAGUGGGAUGAGCUGAUGUCCGCCAAGAACAAGAUGAGGGUGUUGCAGCCCGUCGUGAGGGGCUGCGUCUGGGAAGGCGGAGACUCGCCCUUCUCUGACAUCCUCCAGUCCUACGCCGUCUGCCUCAUCCAACCUUUAGUCAAGGCGGACGCCAGCCCCAGCUCAGAGGAUCAAAGGCAGAAAUUGCUCGGUCAGCUGCUGCCGCUGCUACACGGAAACCCGAACAGCAGUAAAGUCAUCAUCGACGAGUUUCAAGAGUUUUUUCGCCAGCAGACUUCGUCCUCCAUGUUGUCCACAGAACUGUCCAGUCCAGAGAACUCCGCGGAAGUUCCCACUCGGAUCCAGGUGAAGCGUCUGAUCAAGAACAACGCGGUGUACGAGAAGCGCUCCACCUACAGACGCUGCUGCUGGUACGUGCACGCUGACGUGCUGACACACUACUCCCUGGACACUCUGCCUGUGCCGUGCCACUGGUCCUACCUCACCUGCCGCGCUCGAGACGAGUCCUCCCGGGAAGAGAAUCAGGUGGCCACCGGCUCCCGGGGGAACUCCCCCAGCACGCCCCAGACCUCCUCCGCCUCCUGGGCCGCCUCCAACAAGAGGAAGAGCGCCGGCAGCAUGUCCAUCACCAAAUUCAUGAAGCGCUGCGGCGAGCAUGAACGGGCGGAGGAGGCUGACGGUUUCCAAGCUGACACAGAAGAUGACGACGACUGCAUCAUCGUCUCCACGCAGAGCGGUUCAGUCACAGAGAAGUCGUCCACCGAAGGAGAAGACCUGAUGGACGUCACACCCUCCAACAUGGCCGCUCUGCCGCUGGCCAGCGCCGCUCCCACUUUGGCCCCAGCCUAAGAACUGUUGGCAGUGUGCUGCUCCCAGGUCACAGGUGUGUUGAAGUCGCGCACAUGUUUGUUGAAGACGCGCACAGGUGUGUUGACCACACGCACAGGUGUGUGUGUGGACCACGCGCACAAGUCUGUGCGCAAACUACACGCACAGGUGUGUGCGCAAACUACACGCACAGGUGUGUGUGCGAACUACACGCACAAGUGUGUGUGCGAACUACACGCACAGGUGUGUGUGUGCGAACUACACGCACAGGUGUGUGUGUGCGGACCACACGCACAGAUGUGUGAACCACACGUACACACACACACCCCUCCUUGUAUUUGUGUAUAUAAGACGCAUUCUUUCCCACCCUGGACAAGCUCGUUGUGUACCUGCACAGGUAGAGCCAGUGAACAGAUGUUUUAUAAGAUGUAUCGUCUCUGUUGUGGAAGAAUACUUGAAGAUAAAGUUCAUUAAAUCGGAAGAAAAUG